Messenger RNA from Cucumis sativus (cucumber), 1454 nucleotides. RefSeq names its product GDSL esterase/lipase At4g26790. The transcript has 3 exons. Bases 164 to 1267 code for a protein of 367 amino acids. Gene Ontology annotation, molecular function: hydrolase activity, acting on ester bonds. The record is from RefSeq and is a predicted model, not a curated record. NCBI's taxonomy places the organism in Eukaryota, Viridiplantae, Streptophyta, Magnoliopsida, Cucurbitales, Cucurbitaceae.
AAAUUUCUCUAACUAUAAUUUAACACGUUACAAAAUUUUCCUACUUUCAUUUUAUUUAUUUGAUAAGUAGCAUUCCAGGUAGAUAUAUAUACACAUAUAUUCAAGAAAUUAAAGGCAACCAACAAUAGAAGAUAGAUAUAUCAUAUAAUAAUAAAAGAAUAAUAUGGAAAAACUUGGGUGUUUGACAUUGUUGACGAUGUUGAUGUUGAUGUGUAAUAAUUUGUUAAUAGAGAAGAAAAUAGUUGAAGGAAAGAAUGAGAAUAAGAGGGUUGGUGGUGGUGUUCCAGGUAUUAUAGUGUUUGGAGAUUCAUCGGUAGAUUCAGGUAACAACAACCACAUUUCAACUAUUUUAAAAAGUGAUUUUGCACCAUAUGGUCGUGAUUUUGAAGGAGGAAAAGCCACAGGAAGAUUCUCCAAUGGCAAAAUUGUUACUGAUUUUAUUUCUGAAGCUUUUGGGAUCAAACCCACAAUCCCAGCUUAUUUGGAUCCUUCUUAUAAUAUUACUCAUUUUGCUUCUGGUGUUUGCUUUGCUUCUGCUGGUACUGGCUAUGAUAAUGCCACUUCUGAUGUUUUUUCAGUGAUCCCUCUAUGGAAAGAACUCCAAUAUUACAAAGAAUACCAGAAGAAAUUGAGAGACUAUCUUGGCCCAUCAAAAGCCAACCACACCAUUUCCCAAUUCCUUUAUCUCGUAAGCUUAGGCACAAAUGACUUCCUAGAAAACUACUUCCUCCUCCCUCCAAGAUCCUCUCAGUUUUCCCAACAAGACUACCAAAAUUUUCUUGCUAGAGCUGCAGAAGGGUUUGUUCGAGAGCUCUAUGCGCUCGGAGCUCGUAAGAUGUCGAUCGGGGGGCUCCCUCCAAUGGGGUGCUUACCAUUGGAGAGGAGCUCAAGGUUGAUUUUUGGAGGUACUGGUGAGUGUGUUGAGAAGUACAAUAGAGUUGCAAGGGAUUUUAAUGCCAAAUUGAUGGGGUUAGUGAAAACGAUGAAUGAGGAAUUGAAAGGGAUUCAGAUUGUGUUUUCCAAUCCAUUUGAUAUUCUUUAUGAUAUGAUUCUUCAUCCUAGCUACUUUGGGUUUAGUAAUUCAAGAAGAGCAUGCUGUGGAACAGGUAGAUUUGAGAUGGGUUUCAUGUGCUCAAAAAUGAAUCCAUUUACAUGUUCUGAUGCCAACAAAUAUGUGUUCUGGGAUGCUUUUCAUCCCACACACAAAGCUAAUUCCAUUAUAGCUAAUCACAUUGUCCAUACGUAUCUUUCUGUCUUUCUUCCUUAAUUUUCAAAAACACCCCUCCCCUCCUCAAACAAAAUUAAUUAUAUUAUGUCACCUUAUAAUAUUGUAUUUAUUUAUACACACUACUAGCUCAUAAAUAAAUAAUCUGUAUCUGUAUAUACUCUACUCUGUCAGAUUUGUUUACAAUAUAUCCUCACUACAAUAUUCUAUAAAUGAAAUGCAAUGAAAA